Amphimedon queenslandica is the source of this 652-nucleotide messenger RNA. Its product is annotated as abscisic-aldehyde oxidase-like. Gene Ontology annotation, molecular function: oxidoreductase activity; iron ion binding; FAD binding. The transcript has 7 exons. NCBI's taxonomy places the organism in Eukaryota, Metazoa, Porifera, Demospongiae, Haplosclerida, Niphatidae. The annotation marks the transcript as partial. The record is from RefSeq and is a predicted model, not a curated record.
AUAGGAGUUUUCUCCAGUGAAAUGUUCCUCAUGCCCUCUCCUUAUUGUCUCUGAUGAUUGGUUCAUGCAGUCAAGGGCUCAGUCAGACCCACACUGGUAUCAACCUACAGGACUUUCUGAAGCUUUUAGCAUUUAUAAAGCUAAUCUUAAUUCAACUGUCAAGUUUGUUAAUGGGAAUACUGGGAAAGGUGUUUUCAAGGAAACGGGUGACGUUAAUAUUUAUAUUGAAUUGAAUUCUGUGAAGGAGCUUUACUUCAUGCAAGUACAUGACACUUAUAUCAGUAUUGGUGCUGGCAUAUCAAUUAACGGACUUAUUGAUAUUUUGUUGAGCAAUAAGGACAAGUCAAUCAGUUUCAAGCCUCUAGCUGAUCAUCUUAAAAAAAUUGCUAAUGUUCCAGUCAGAAAUAUAGGCACUUGGGCUGGUAACUUGAUGCUCACUCAUAAUAAUGAUAACUUUCCUUCUGACGUAUUCACCAUUAUGAAAGCAGCUGGUGCUACUUUAUCAAUUGCUCAUGAUGGUGGCACUGGUGAAUAUCCUUUGUCCGAUUUCUUGAGUUUGGAUAUGACAGAGAGAAUAAUUGUGUCAAUACAGAUUCCUUACUGCAGCCCCAACACUGUAUUCACCACAUUUAAAAUAAUGCCUCGUUCACAA